AUGGGCUGCCUGGGGAGGAAAACCCUGCCUUUCUUCCUCAUUUUUGUGCCCAUAUAUCUAUGUGGGGCUUUGUUGCAAGAAACCGCACCUGAGAGGCAAAGAAAACCAUUCCUUGAGAGGCUCUGUAGACUAGAAGCACAGUUUUGGAGGUUCCAAGAGGCAACCCUAAAGCACCUGCAGGGCAUCGCCAGCAACUACAACCUGUCCUUUGUCAUGGAGGCCUGGUUCUGGAGCCUGGCCCACGAGAGCCAGGCCGUGGCCCUGGCACUCAGCCAGCUGCAGGCCGCCGUGCAGGGUGACCUGGGCCACCUCAAGACCUGGGUGUGGAAGACUCAGUGCAGAGGCCAGAAGGUGGACAACAGGCUGCUGGCCUUGGGCGCCGCCCUGAGUGAGAGGAGCAAGCAGCGCGCCCAGGAGAGGAAGGGGCAGGAGGAGCAGAGGAACGCCCUCUCUUGCUGGCCCUGGACGUGCAGGCCGCACGGCAUGCUGGCUCGCCUGAUGCCCCUCGUCCAGAGCCAGGGCGCCAGGCUGGCAGCUUUCAAGGGGCGGCUGCAAGUAGCCAGCCCUGGCACCGCCGCCCUGCGCGUGACCCCGGCCCCACCUAGACCAUCGAGCCCAAGCUCCCCACAGCUGCAGGCAGUUUGCAACGUGGACCCUGCACUCAUCUUUCCGAACGCGUCCACUGUGAAUGUGAUCUUCUCGCCCGGCUUCUUCACUGGCCUACGGGCCCUGUCUGUCUGCAGCUGGGUCUGCACAGCCUUGGGCCACCUGGGCACCCUCCUCUCGUACACCAGCAAAGAAAAUGACAAGCUGGUUCUGCAUGGCCGAGACUCCCUGCCCCCCGGCUCCAUCCACUCUGUGAUUGGAGACCCGGCCUUCAGGGAGCUGCCCCUCCAGCCACUGCCAGACGGCUGUUGGCACCAUGUGUGUGUCAUCUGGACGUCCAUUCUGGGCCUGGGCAGGUACUGGCUCCACAUGGGCCGAAGGCUAGUGGCCACUGGCUCCCGCUUUGGGGAAGGCUAUGAGAUUCCUCCGGGGGGCUCCCUCAUGCUAGGCCAGGAGCACGAGAGCAUUGGGGGCGGGUUUGAUGGCCCUGAGGCCUUUGUGGGGAGCCUAGCAGGCCUGGCCAUAUGGCACCGGGUGCUGGUCCCCAGGGAGGUCUCAAACCUGGCCACUGGGAAGGAGUUCCUGAUGGGUGCCAUCCUAACACUGGCCAACGCCGCAUCGGUAGACGGAUUCGUGCAAAGGGUGAACUGCACCUGCCUACAGCUCUGUUCCUGA
Molecule: messenger RNA, 1281 nt
Organism: Lagenorhynchus albirostris (white-beaked dolphin)
Lineage: Eukaryota; Metazoa; Chordata; Mammalia; Artiodactyla; Delphinidae
Gene: PTX4
Product: pentraxin 4
Source: RefSeq, a predicted model, not a curated record